CCCAAAGGAAACCAUCAUGGCACCCAAGCAAAAGAUCAUCAUCGACACCGACCCAGGUGUCGAUGAUAUUCUGGCUAUGCUCCUCGCAUUCAGUGCUACACCCGAAGAGAUCGAGGUCCUCCUUAUCUCUCUGACGUUUGGGAAUAUUGACGUACAAAAUUGCCUCCGUAAUGCUGUUUCGCUGUUCCAUCACAUGGAAAGAGAGAUUGAGUGGAGAAGCAAGAAUGGCAAAGAGUUAGGUUUUGAGACUUUGAGAGCUUCGAAGCCUCUUGUUGCCGUUGGUGCCGAAGAGCCUCUGGCAGAGCAGCUUAUGAUGGCAGACUUCUUCCGUAUGUAUCCUAGGGAGCUUGAGACAUGGAAAAUACUCUUCGAUGCCGCCNGGGGAGCACCUCUGUCACCAGGAGCGACCAGAACUUCUCAGCAAGUUCGUGAGGCUUCCAUGUUCAAGCCUUCCCCGCGUCGUUCUCAUGAAGAGAUCCUGCGUCUGUUGGAGGAGAAUGAGCCAGACACUAUCACCAUUGUCGCGAUCGGACCUCUGACCAACCUAGCCAUCGCUGCGGCUCAGGAUCCUGAGACGUUCUUGCGCGUGAAGGAAGUGGUCGUCAUGGGAAAUACCAUCGACCAGCAAGGAAAUGUACGCCAGCAACCUCCCCCUAUCUACCCAUCCGCCUCAAUCCCAGAGCCACCGUUCCGCCUGAUCAAGGCCCCACAAACACCUUUGCGCACUAGUCUAAACAUCCGUAACCAGGUAACCCCAGUGGCCGAAUUCAAUACAUACGCCGAUAGCAUUGCCACGGCCCGUGUGUAUGCACUUACUUCGCCUACUCCAAACACGACUAUCCCUCCUUCGCCUCCUGCUCCGCCUGGCUCGCAUUCACUGCCCCACUUGGCACCUUAUCCGGCAAAGCUGUCGAGACAGCUCAAGCUUACUGUGUUCCCUCUCGACAUCACAACACCUCAUAAGAUAACAAGGGGUCAGGUCAAACAGACGAUUAAGCCCUUGAUUGAGGCUGGGUCACCCUUGGCAGAGUGGACCGCAGCGUUCCUGAACUCGACGUUUGAUAAGGUUGAAUCGUUGAUGGAAGGCAUCAGUGGUGACUCUGUUGGCCUUGAACUGCAUGAUCCGCUGUGUAUCUGGUACGCGCUCACCCACGACGAUGCGGGUUGGAAGAUCAAGAAGGACGAGGAUAUCAGAAUUGAAACGACAGGUCAAUGGACACGCGGUAUGACGGUUGUGGAUAGACGUGGCAGAAAGAAGCGAGCCCCAGACGACGGUGAGGGUGAGAUCCCUGGUGAUGCAGGCAACUGGCUCAGCCCCAAUGCGGGUAACCGAGUUGGAAGAUGCGUACAGUCGCCCGGUGUCGACCUCUUUGCGCCGUAUCUAUUACGAAGAAUCUUUCGCGCA
This is a messenger RNA of Aureobasidium vineae, 1405 nucleotides long. Lineage: Eukaryota; Fungi; Ascomycota; Dothideomycetes; Dothideales; Saccotheciaceae. The record is from the annotation of a GenBank genome assembly.